Messenger RNA from Musa acuminata AAA Group (dessert banana), 2819 nucleotides. RefSeq lists its product as uncharacterized. Lineage: Eukaryota; Viridiplantae; Streptophyta; Magnoliopsida; Zingiberales; Musaceae. The transcript is spliced from 3 exons. Bases 2010 to 2549 code for a protein of 179 amino acids. The record is from RefSeq and is a predicted model, not a curated record.
AUCAGAGAUGGUAUUUCUGAUAGAUUGGGCAUUUCCUCUCGUAGAACCUCUUCAAGAUGAAGAGAUGAACCAACCAUUAGGCAAAGGCCUUAUUGAUUUCCUUUGAAUACAAGUGCUGUGAAUCAAGGAAAUGCAGGCAGUGGUGUGUGUGGUUGAUGUUAAAUUGACAAAAAGCUAUGGACUCUAAUCCUGCUGUUGUAGUCUGGUUGCAGUUGGACUUUUAGCUAACUCUUGUUAUGUUUUUAGAUGUUCAUAUUUGUUUGUGGAAAAUGGCACUGAGAGAGGCUUUGAACAAUAAAUAAACUGGAACUUGUUGUUUCCAGUAUUAACGCUUGUUAUGUUUUUAGAUGUUCAUAUUUGUUUGUGGAAAAUGGCACUGAGAGAGGCUUUGAACAAUAAAUAAACUGGAACUUGUUGUUUCCAGUAGCUAGUUAGUAACUGGGCAUUUAGUCAUCCAAGUUUGGCUAGUUCUCUGGAACACCAACUGAAGACUUAUAUGGUGUUCAGAUUCUUGUUAUAUAUCACCUUUUGAUAUCAAUUAUACUCCUCUAUCAGGUCAAAAUCUUUCAUUCUCUUGAGUGUGUGUCUAUGGAGGCCUUGACUGUUUACAUAUCUAGGCAGUUAUGUGAAUUUGUAUGGCAUGAUGCUAUUCAGCCCUGGAGUUAAUCUCAGCUCUUGCUAUUGGUUUCCUUGGUUUGAAAGCCAUAUUUUUAGUUGGAAAAUCUAAUGGUAUUACUGCUCUGGCAAAAUUUGUGGCCUUAAUGCACUAACUUCAUGAAUGAGGACAGGUUAGUUAAAUUGUAGUUUUCAAAGUUCAUGUUGUCCAAUAUUGAAUCUUUCCCCCUCAUGAUUUAUAAAUUGUCCUCUAUUAUUGUGAGCAGUAGGUACACGAUUUAUUGGGACAACUAUAUUUCCCUUCGGUUUAAUGUAUGAAAUGUAUCUUCAGCUCUUAUGGAACUAUAUUUCGUUGAAUACAAAUUAGUCUUACAUGCAUUCCUAUCCAUGGGACCUGGAAAAGAGAGCACUAAAUCUAUCCAUGCCAAGAGCAUUAUAUAAAUUAAGCUGUAAAGGUUGUCCUUUACAUUUCUUGCAAAGAAACAAUUUACUUAAACUGCGAAUGAUCCCCAUAUAUUGAAAGAUUCUAUGGAAAUAAAUUGCUGCAGCAUAUAAGCCUGUGAUCUUGUCAACCUGGGUUGGAUGUGAUUCUCAAUAGAUUUUCUAGUCCCCAGCCUUACAAAGAAGAACCACAUGGCAAGGACUCCUGUUUGACUUGAUGGACUGGAGCUCUCACGCAGCUUUCUUCCUAAAUCGACAUUGGCAAGGAAAUUAAGACCUAGAUAUGAACUUGUAACUUGUAAAAAUUGCUCCCAGAAAAUUUCAGGGACAAUCUCAUAUCUUUAUAAUUUCAGAAUCAGUGUUUCUCUUUUUUUUUUUAAGAACAGUAAUUCUUCUUUUACUAGUUGAAUAAAAAAACAUGCAUGUUCAUUUUGACAGUAAAUGAAAGAGACAGGUACAGUUGAUAUCCCUUUGUUUCAACACUGAACUGCUUGCACAAGGCUCCUGUUAAUAUGUGAAACCACUGCUUUUAUGAUUCCGACAGGAAUCACCCAAGUUGCAAAUUACAAAGGAGGCUUGAAUUAGAUAUAUAUGUCACACAGAUACAGGUAUGUACUUUAUUAGUUGAAUUAUAGAUUCCAUUAAUAAUUGCUCCUUUUUAUAUAGACUUGAAUGAAAUUUAUAGGCCACACAAACACAGGGAUGAGCUUUAUUAGUUGUUCCAUAGAUUCCACAAUAAUUGUUGGCCCCUGGGUUUCUAGUCCUAAUUCAUUACAUCAACUUCUUCUUUUUCUUCUCUGAACAUUCAGUGAACCAACUUCUUGACAAGGAAACUCCACAGCAGCUGAGAUGGGCUUUGGUGGGAAGAGCUUGACGUCUGGAUUCACCUGCAUGGCUACUGCAUAUGUGACUUGGCUUCAUCAAGGUACUGUCUCUCUGAGGCUUUAGCGGAGAUGUGGUCACCGUCCACCACCAGCAAGGACCUAGACGCCGGAUCUCCGCGGUACGGUCGGCCGCUGCCACGGAAGAGCAGACCCAUUCGCAUUGACGAGCGGGCAUCGCCGUCCCGCCCCUCCUCCUCCGCAGUCCCCUUCUCGUGGGAGCACCGGCCGGGCAUCCCCAAGACCUCCGGCCCCCUCACCUCCCGCCCGACAGGGCCCCUCCUCCCCCUCCCUCCCUCUCUCAGAUCCGCCCCCGCCGGCAACUCGCGCAAGAAGCGACCCGUCGCCACCUCCGCCGCUGACCCCUUCGCGACGGCGCUCACCGAGUGCGCCAAGGACCCGGCAGGCCCCGCCAUCGAGGAGCUCCUCGCGAGGGGCGGUGGUUCGGUCGUCGAGCGGCGCCGGAGAGGGCCAGCGGCGGCGUGGUCCGUCUCCGACCGCCUCGGGCUCUUCGGCCUCUACGCCUCGUGCAAGGCGACAUGCGCGGUCGCCGACUCGGCCGUCCGCGUUCCCCGGUCCGGGCCGUCGAACCACUGCCCGGUCCAAAGAUAAGGUUUCGGCCUUUCAAAGAAUCUGAUGGUCAUGGCCCUUUUGAUUGGGACAGAGCACAGUUGAGUUGAGAUCAACGUCACCGGAUACACGAUGAUGGCUGAUGUGCUGUUGUUCCUGGUCUAAGGAGUCAAUCGAGAUGGUGUCGUAGAGCUCUCGUGCAUUGCUUCCUUUUUGUGCCUAAUAAAAUUCUUCGAUCGUCUUUUGCUUUGUCAAUACUGCUGGUGUUAUGUAAACUAUACUGCUACUAACAUUCUUCUCGGAUUAGCCUUC